CCUUUUUUGCUUCCUCUUCACGUUUCCAGCGCCGGCAGCCAUGGGAUCUCCUCCGCCGGUUGCAGAUCCUCCUCCCCUGUCGGAGGUGGUUGAGCCCUCCUCUCCGAAGACCGCUUGGUCUUCACCACUUCCUGAAGUUUCGGUUUCGCAGGCAAAGCCUGAGUUUGAUCUAGUCAAUGGUGUUGCUAGAGUGUCUAUUCCGGUGGAUGUUGUGGAUGAGGGUAUACCUCUAUGGAAAAGCUUUGUGGUAGGGUACUUUAUGGGUGAUGCGCCUCACGUUGGCACAAUCCAUGCUACAGUGAAUCGAAUUUGGAGUUCUGCUACAAGAUCUUCACGGGUUGAUGUUCAGUUCUUGAAUCCGACAACAAUAUUGUUUCGUAUCGAUGAUGAGCAAACUCGGUCACGGGUUUUGCGUCGACGUUACUGGCACAUUGCGGAUAUCCCUCUUGUGGUUAAUGAGUGGAGUCCGGAAACUGCAAAUGAGAAGCCGGAUCUGUCUGCGAUGCCACUUUGGGUGGAUUUCAAAAAUGUUCCAGGGUAUAUGUUUUCCCGAAAAGGUCUUCGAUUCCUAGCUGACAUAACAGGGAACUAUGUUAAAUUGCACCCUAACACUGAGAGAUGCACCAGAUUGGAUAUGGCUCGUGUCUUAGUGCAGGUGGAUUUGGGGAAGCAACUUACGGAGGAGAUCUGUCUUGAGGAUAAGUCGGGUUCAACUCACUCGGUGUCAGUCAGCUAUCCAUGGCUUCCUCCACGGUGCAGUGAUUGUUUCGGUUGGGGUCAUCAAGUAAAUGAAUGUGUGAAGAAAAAUAAAUCUGCGGUCUCGCAACCAGUUCACGGGUCACCAGUUCAGAAAAUUGACGACUCGUUAGCGGUUACUGUCCUUCCAGGAAAUCAAAAUUCGACGGAGAUAGUGACUGCUCUGUUGGCUGAGUUGGAGAGUGUUAAAGCAAGCCCUGUGGUUCGAAAGGAUUGUGUACAGAAUGAGGCUACAACGGAAAAAGACGGGAACUGGUCCUUGGUUACUCGACCAGGGAAGCAAAAUUCUCCUCAGCGGAGCUUGGGAACAGAAUCACCUCUGCGCAAGGCAGAGACUAAGAAAUCAGGGUCUCCAUCUGGUUUUAGUGUGUUGGAAAAUGUAACAGAAGAAGGUGAAAUAGUGGAAACAGAGGAGGAACAGAGUGGUGCUGGUUGUGAAAUGUCUUUAGCAAAUAAGAAAGAGGAUUUACUGCAAACUGCGAUUGGGGAUGGAAAGGAAACGUUUUUCUGGCUUGAUCAUUGGCUCCCAAUGGGUCGACUGAUAGACAUAGUUGGUGACAAUGGCAUUCGUGGCUUGGGAGUGCAGCGGUUUGCAAAGGUAUCUGAUGUGGUAUUCGGUUCUCAAUGGGGUUUACGUCGCUGUCGUGACAAAACGUUGGAAGAAAUAAAGAGUCAAAUACACAAUGUGGUUGUUCCGACGAGUGCCGCGGGGAAAGAUAAGCGCUUGUGGCUUCACUAUUCCGAUGAUUAUAGGCCCAACUUCUCAACUGCAAGGACUUGGGACCAGCUGCGAUCUCGUAGGGAGGAGAGGGACUGGUCUAAGUUACAAUGUUUUACAUAGAAUUAAAACCUUUAGAUUAUU
Arabidopsis arenosa is the source of this 1618-nucleotide messenger RNA. Lineage: Eukaryota; Viridiplantae; Streptophyta; Magnoliopsida; Brassicales; Brassicaceae. The record is from the annotation of a GenBank genome assembly.